Rotaria socialis is the source of this 993-nucleotide messenger RNA. The record is from the annotation of a GenBank genome assembly. NCBI's taxonomy places the organism in Eukaryota, Metazoa, Rotifera, Eurotatoria, Philodinida, Philodinidae.
AUGAUUUUCUUCUCAACGAAUCAUUGGAAAAGAAGGAAUUUCACAGUCAACAGAACAUCACCGGGUAGGUACCUUGCUGGUAUGCCUUAUGGUCGCUUGUCGAAUCGAUACUUUGAAAUUAUGCUCAUGCUACGUUUGGCAUAUCAUUUAAACAGAACUCUUGUUCUAAUACCAUAUAAAGGAGUGGAGAUAGAUGAAAUCUUUGAUUUAGAUGCAGUAAGUAGACAUUUUCGUCGGAAUCAUCUGGCUUUAACCUGGAAGAAAUAUCAACGGAUGAAGAACAUCACAUCAUGUUUAUGCGUAAAAUCCGUGUACUAUGUUCAUGAUCAGGAAAGGUUUCCAAUGUGCAAUACAUCAGCAAAACUUGAUGCAUGCAAACUUAUCUCUUCUCAUCCAAUAUUAGGUGAAAAGCGUGUGAAAUUAGCUAGCAUCGAGGACGCGUUGACCAUUCAAGAUUAUUUCAUGGUAAUCAGUGGAGAACGGAUAUGGUCUCUUAAAUCAAUGAGAGGUUUUUCUGAAGUUCUCGCGGCACAGAACAACAAAAGUCCUCAUUUUCAUCUAGAUUACAUAAGAAAUACAUGGGUUGAAGCACACCAUGUCUACCGAUGGCUUAGCUCAAGAUCGAACUCGUCUAACAACACGACGCUUGCAAUCCAUUUGCGUCGAGGUGAUCUAGCUAGUAAUAUGAAUUUAACAAUAUUUUUAGAAUCGGCAAAGCAAAUCUCUUUAAAAUACUCCGUUCCAAAAGCACAGAUUUUUAUUGCAACAGAUGCAAAUUCUACCGAAAUUGAGAUCAUUCGACAUACGUUUAGCUUAGCGCAAAUUGAGUGUCCGGUAAACGUUUCGCAAGAUUGCAAGCAUCACGUUCGUCGGCUUGUACUUAUUCAGGCUGUGGCUUCCUUAGCGACACAUUUUGUUGGAAGUCACAUAUCUACUUUCUCAUAUGUUAUUCAAGCGAUGCGAGCUGCUCGAAAACCAUUAAAAUACCAUUAA